AGAAACGGGGUGGAAAGCCAUAACAAUUUGCCGAGCUUCUUUGCGCUCUGGCCCCAAGUCUCCCAUCCUUCUUUCCGAGGAGAUCUUCCUGCCCCCACUGACCCUUCUCUUUUUGUCCCCCCCACCCCCUGCCCAGAAAAAUGGCUUUGAACAAUUCUGCAUCAAUUUUGUGAACGAGAAGUUACAGCAGAUCUUCAUCGAACUGACCCUGAAGGCUGAGCAGGAAGAAUAUGUCCAGGAGGGCAUCCGUUGGAGCCCCAUUGAGUACUUCAACAACAAAGUCGUCUGCGACCUCAUUGAGAACAAAGUGAAUCCUCCAGGGCUCAUGAGCAUCUUGGACGACGUCUGCGCCACCAUGCACGCCAAGGGGGAAGGUGCCGACCCCACCCUCCUGCAGAAGCUCCAGUCAGCCCUGGGAACUCACCCCCACUUCAACAGCUGGAACAAGGGCUUUGUCAUCCACCACUAUGCUGGGAAGGUAUCCUACGACGUGGAAGGAUUCUGCGAGCGAAACCGUGACGUUCUGUUUACCGACCUCAUCGAGUUGAUGCAAAGCAGUGAGCUCCCCUUCAUCCGGGACCUAUUUCCAGAAAACCUGAACGCAGAGAAGAAAGGACGUCCCACCACGGCCGGCAGCAAAAUCAAGAAACAAGCCAACGAUUUGGUGGGCACCCUGAUGAAAUGCACCCCCCACUACAUCCGCUGCAUCAAGCCCAACGAGACCAAGAGGCCCCGCGACUGGGAGGAGAGCAGGGUGAAGCACCAGGUGGAGUAUCUGGGCCUGCGAGAAAACAUCCGGGUGCGCCGAGCUGGCUACGCUUAUCGGAGGGUCUUCCAGAAAUUUCUCUACAGGUACGCCAUCCUGACGCCGCAGACGUGGCCUUCCUGGCGUGGGGACGAGAAGCAGGGCGUGGUCCACCUGAUGAAGUCGGUCAACAUGGACCCUGACCAGUACCAGCUAGGCAAGACCAAAGUCUUCAUCAAAGCCCCCGAAUCGCUCUUUCUUCUGGAGGAGAUGCGGGAGCGUCGUUACGAUGGUUACGCCCGCGUCAUUCAGAAGGCCUGGCGGAAGCACGUGGCCGUGCGCAAGUACAUCCAGAUGAGGGAAGAAGCUUCCAACAUUGUCCUGAACAAGAAAGAACGGCGGCGGAACAGCAUCAACCGAAACUUCGUGGGCGACUACAUCGGGUUGGAAAACCGGCCGGAGCUGCGGCGCUUCGUGGGCCGGCGGGAGCGCGUGGACUUCGCCGACACCGUUGUGAAGUAUGACCGGCGGUUCAAGACAGUGAAACGAGACUUGAUCCUCACCCCCAGAUUCCUCUACCUGAUCGGCCGCGAGAAGGUGAAGCAAGGACCGGAGAAAGGGGCAAUCAAGGAGGUCCUGAAGAGGCAGAUCGAGCUGGAGAGGAUCCAGUCGGUCUCCUUGAGCACACUGCAAGACGACUUCAUCAUCAUUCACGAGCCCCAGUAUGACAGCGUCUUGGAGUCUGCGUUCAAGACGGAGCUGCUGAGCUUGUUGUGCAAGCGCUACGAGGAGAGGGCCCAGAAACCGCUGGCUGUCAAGUUCAGCAACCAGCUGGAGUUCAAGGUGAAGAAGGAUGGGUGGGGCCCUUGGGGGGCCGCCGGGUCCCGUCAGAUCCAGUUCCAGAUCUGCCAGGGGGACCUGGCCCUGCUCCGCAACAACGGCAAAGUGUUGGUCAUCAGCAUCGGGCCCGGCUUGCCCCGGAACGCCCGGCCCACCCGGAAGGAUAACAGGAAGAGCCGGUACCUCGGUGGAGCCUCUACCCCAGGCUGGAACGCCCCAAGCAGUGCAGGCCCAAAGUGGAACCACCAGGGGCACAGCCGUGGGGGGGCGAGGGGCCGGCAGCCCCGUCCCUCCAUGACCCGGCAAGUCAGCAUGGAGCAACCCAGCCUGCCCCGGCAAGGGGCCAGCCCGAGAGCCAAAGCCGUCCCCGCCCACCUCAACCUGGACUUCAUGAACGUCCCAGACCAGGGCGUGGCUGGCCUGAAGCGGCGCCUCUCCAAGGAAGCCAAACCCGUCCCGGGAGGGGGCCGGGCAAAGCCAAAACCCAAGCCCAAACCUCAGCCACGCCUCCCGCAGUGCCGGGCCCUGUACGCCUACGAUGCUCAAGACACAGACGAACUCAGCUUCAACGCGGAUGAGUUCAUUGAAAUCAUCAAGGAAGAUCCGUCUGGCUGGUGGCGAGGCCGAAUCCGGGGCAAAGAAGGCUUGUUCCCGGGAAACUACGUGGAGAAGAUUUGAGGGGAGGGAGCCGCUGCAGCUCUUCCUCGGGCAGCCGUGCGGGGUGAUGGGAGGCCGCCCCCUCGCCCUGUCGUUUGCCGCAAGAUUGCAGAGGGCCACGCCUGACCCCAGAAGGGGGCUGGUGGCUGGAGGAACCCCCCAGCGCCUCCCUCCAGCUCCUUUGCACCUGGGGAAACGGACAAGUCAUCCACACCCCUUUGAGAUUCCAGAGAAAGCCGCUUGGAUGGACCUCUCCCCCCCCCCCCCCUAAAUUGCAGCAGGACAAAUGAGGUGAUUCCGUAUACUAACAAGGAGCCGCGUGGCGUAGCGGUUAAGUGCUCACGCUGCCACUCGCACGGUCAGGAGUUCGAGCCCCCUGUGGGUCAGAUAUCCCGGCAGCUGGCUCGUGGUCAGGUCAGCCAGCCAUCCAUUUCCUGGUUGGUAAAUGAGUACCUAGCUCAUAGCUAGGGGGGGUAAAGAAUAGCCGGGGAAAGCAACGGCAAACCACCCCACAAAAACGGCUUGCCUCCGAAAUCACCGCUUGCAGCGGAACCUCAGGGUCGGACACGACUGAAGGGGAAAACUUUACCUUU
Messenger RNA from Sphaerodactylus townsendi, 2835 nucleotides. Its product is annotated as unconventional myosin-Ie-like. NCBI's taxonomy places the organism in Eukaryota, Metazoa, Chordata, Lepidosauria, Squamata, Sphaerodactylidae. Bases 326 to 2263 code for a protein of 645 amino acids. The record is from RefSeq and is a predicted model, not a curated record. The transcript is spliced from 17 exons. Gene Ontology annotation, cellular component: microvillus; myosin complex; vesicle. Gene Ontology annotation, biological process: actin filament organization; vesicle transport along actin filament. Gene Ontology annotation, molecular function: ATP binding; actin filament binding; microfilament motor activity.